Labrus mixtus (cuckoo wrasse) is the source of this 2420-nucleotide messenger RNA. RefSeq names its product nectin cell adhesion molecule 1a (gene nectin1a). Gene Ontology annotation, cellular component: adherens junction. The record is from RefSeq and is a predicted model, not a curated record. Bases 479 to 1987 code for a protein of 502 amino acids. Lineage: Eukaryota; Metazoa; Chordata; Actinopteri; Labriformes; Labridae. Gene Ontology annotation, biological process: heterophilic cell-cell adhesion; homophilic cell-cell adhesion; protein localization to cell junction. The transcript has 10 exons.
UGCUGACUUAAAACAGCCUGACUGCGCCUUUUUUUUUUGAAAAUUGCUCACCAGCCGGCCGGCGCUCUGCUCAGCUCAGCCCUCACGCAGUGACAGAUAGCUGUCGGUCUGGGCUGAGGGGGAAGGCUAUCUCGGAAAUAAUCUGCCCACGCGUUAAGCUGCUUUAUCCCCGCCAAGCCUCAGUCGGACAGACACGGCUGUAGCUCAGUGACCAGUCACAGGGAAGUCCGAAUUAGAGAAAGAAAAAGUGACACAGGCUGCGGAGACAAGUUUGAGAAAUCUUUUUCAGGGUGAUAGGUUGUGGAUGAGAGCAGUGUGUGGUGGUUGUUUAGCAUACACGGAGACUUGAUUGGAGGUCAGACAGACAGAGCUGAAGCUGAACCUGUUGCCGUGUGCGCAGUGUUGGGUGAAGGAGGCAGACAACAAGUACACACUGGGGUUUUAACCACAGCAAGAAGCUGGCACGCGUGUUUCGGGCAUGGACAACAUUGGAUUUUGGAUAUUCUUGAUAACAACUUGUGUAAUUCCUGGGAUAAAUGGCCAGACUGUGGAAAUGGAUGAUGGGAAGUGGGGGUAUGUUGGCUCAAAGGUGGAUCUUCGUUGUCGGUUCAUCAAUAGUUCCCCGCCUGUCAAAAUCUCACAGGUGACAUGGCAGAAACUGGUGAACGGCACCAAGCAGAACGUGGCGAUCGCCAACCCCUCUCUUGGUGUGUCUGUUGCCCCGCCCUACAGGGACCGAGUGGUCUUCAAAAACGGAGCAGUGAGGCGACGAACUCCAAAUCUAGAGGACACCACUAUCACCUUUUCCUCGCUGCGUCUCGUUGAUGAAUGCACCUACAUCUGCGAAUACACAACGUUCCCCGCAGGGAACAGAGAAAACACAGUAAAUCUCACUGUCUUCGUUCGCCCCACAACUCAGAUGAGUCUGUCCACGCCAACCCUUGUGGCUCGCUCGUCCAAUCUGAAAACACCAGUGGCCAGCUGCGUUUCAUCCAAUGGAAAACCACCUGGCACAAUCAGGUGGGAGACGAGGGUGCCAGGAGAAGUGACAACCACAGAAUUCAGAAACUCAGACGGGACAUUCACUGUUCAAAGCGACUACAUUUUGGUGCCAAGCAGAGAUACACACAAGGAGACACUCACCUGUGUCACCUCAUACAACGAGGAGGUCUUCACUGACAGUGUCACCCUGGAUAUUCAGUAUGAGCCAGAUGUUUCAGUGGAUGGGUUUGAUGGAAACUGGUACCUGAACAGAGAAAAUGUCCAGCUGAGCUGCCAAGCUGAUGCCAACCCAGCCGCCUCUCUGUAUCAGUGGCGACUUGUAAAUGGCACAAUACCAAGCAAUGCAGAGAUCCGAGAAAAUAUCCUUACCUUUAAAGGGCCAAUCACGUAUGAGGUCCAGGGCACCUAUGUGUGUGAUGCCACCAACAGCAUUGGGACGCGAUCAGCCUCUGUGGAGGUCAGCAUUAUAGAAAAGCCACUACCACAGAUUGCAACAGGCGAUGUCAUCAGCGUAGUUGCCUUAUUACUUGCUGCUGGAGUGCUCAUGGGCAUUACGAUAACAGUCCUGGUGCUCAAAAUAAGAAGCCGGAAAGACGACUCCUCAAAUGACUCUCCGUCCAAAAAACUGUCACAGCCGAUAAGGAAAAGACCAGCCGAUGACAUCCAGCAUUCAGGACGAUUUUAUGAAGAACUCCCAAACACAGCUGACUACGUGAGCUACAGGCUGGCCUGCAACAAGGAGGACUAUCCUGAGCCCUACUCCCCUCCCAUCAACCCUCCUCUGUCAUUUCUGCCCCAGCACCCUUACCAUUCAUCACACACAACCCCCGCAACCAGCAGCAGCAGUAGUAACACCAUGUCAAAAAACACUUUCUCUCCUCCUCCGCACACCACAGCCAUCUUUAAAUACCCCUCAGUACCAGGCCUGUCUUCACCUCCCCCAGGAGUGGGGGCGUAUACUUUUCCCAAAGAGCAGUACGUCUGAACCAGCACUGAAUUUGUCUCAAACUGAAACUGCUUCAAUGAGGACAGAUGACACAACACGAUUUUCCUCCAAACCUUUCCUGUAAGGGAGAUUUUGUUUGACCCUGGACUAUCAGGCGGUGUCUUUGCACCCUCUGCAUCUUUGUGGACAGCUCCGGGGGGGGCAAAGGACAAUUCAGCUUCUGAUGUCAGACUUUGACUUUGAAAAGUCCCAUUUUUAAAUAUUUUAUUGUUUUGUUGUGUCUUUUAUUAUAUAAUCUAUUUUGUGAAAAGGGAAGAUUGUUGGACCAUGAUUUAAUGUCAUUUGAAAAAUGUAUAUUGAAUGGAUGUAUUACAUUUGAUUUGGAAAUGCUUACAACAUAGGAUUAUUUCUUGAUCUCCGAUGUGUUCAACCCCUACUUUAUCUGAUAUUGUGUAAUUUUGUAGAAAAAAAA